This is a messenger RNA of Eublepharis macularius, 2151 nucleotides long. RefSeq names its product cytochrome P450 2J5-like. The coding region runs from base 72 to 1556 and encodes 494 amino acids. Gene Ontology annotation, cellular component: intracellular membrane-bounded organelle; cytoplasm. Gene Ontology annotation, biological process: xenobiotic metabolic process; arachidonate metabolic process. Lineage: Eukaryota; Metazoa; Chordata; Lepidosauria; Squamata; Eublepharidae. Gene Ontology annotation, molecular function: oxidoreductase activity, acting on paired donors, with incorporation or reduction of molecular oxygen, reduced flavin or flavoprotein as one donor, and incorporation of one atom of oxygen; heme binding; iron ion binding. The record is from RefSeq and is a predicted model, not a curated record. The transcript is spliced from 9 exons.
CAAAGGAUCACUGGAGAAAAGUCAUCUGAGUUAUACUGUAAAGAUACAAAAAAGAGAAAAAGACAAACAAAAUGCCGUGGAUAUGGGCCAUUUUGAUAGCAGUGCUGGUGUGCCUUCUGAUCGUGCGCUUUCUGAUACAACUCUGGUCACAGAGGAACUAUCCUCCAGGACCUCUUCGACUUCCUCUCAUUGGAGGAAUGUGGCGGGUAUUGCCAAACUUUUCUGAAGAUAUUUUAAUUAAGCUGGCAAAGCAAUACGGAAACAUUUACACGAUAUGGGCAGGGUCUUUGCCCGUGGUGGUAUUUUCUGGAAUUGAAACAGUGAAAGAAGGCGUGGUCAAACAUUCAGAAUAUUUUGAUGAUCGACCAGAAACUCCUUUGUUUAAAGCCUUUGGAGAUGACAAAGGUAUUCUAUUUUCAAACGGUCACACCUGGAAGCAGCAGCGGAAGUUUGCAAUACUUACCCUGCGGAAGCUGGGACUGGGGAAGAAAGGCGUCGAAUCCAAAAUACAAGAGGAGGCCCAUCAGCUUGUCAACACCUUUUCACAUGCAAAGGGGCAACCACUUGACCCUGCAUUACCCAUCACUAAUGCUGUCACCAAUGUGGUCUGUGCUCUGAGUUUUGGUCGACGGUUUUCUAUUGAAGAUGAAGACUUCCUCAAGUUGAGAGGCGCUUUAUUCACUGCUGCAAAUUUUACAGCAACCUUCUUCCAUUUUCUGUACGAUACCCUCCCAUGGCUCAUGAAAUACCUUCCAGGACCUCACAAGGAGGCAAUUGCCGCCCGCAGUUUUGUAUUUAACUUUGCAAAGGAACAGAUAGAAAAGCACAAGGAACAUCAGGCCAUGCAUGAGCCCCAGGAUUUAAUCGAUUACUACCUACUUCACAUGGAGAAAUGCAAGAAGGAUUCCAACUCUACCUACAAUACAGAUAACCUGGCCCAGUGCAUUGUAGACCUUUUUGCUGCAGGAACAGAAACAGUCACCAACACACUUCGCUGGGCGCUAGUCCUCAUGGCGAAUCACCCAGAUAUCCAAGAAAAAGUCCAGAAGGAGAUAGAUGACUUUUUGAGUUCCUCUCAAUUAUUCUCCUAUCAAGACUGGAAGAAACUACCCUAUACCAGUGCUGUGAUUCAUGAGAUCCAGCGUUUCAAAUAUGUCUUAUUGGUUGGAUUUCCCAGACAAUGUUCAAAGGAUGCAAACAUUAUGGGAUUUUUCAUCCGUAAGGGGGCCACUGUAAUUCCAGAUGUUCGCUCCAUUCUUUUUGAUCCCAAGCAUUGGGAAACCCCUCAAGAGUUCAACCCAAACCAUUUUUUGGAUAAGAAUGGAAGUUUUGUGGAGAGAAAAGAAUUUCUUCCCUUCGGAGCAGGGGCCCGUGAGUGUAUUGGUGAGCAGCUGGCAAGGAUCGAGCUCUUCAUCUUCUUCACCAACCUGCUGAGGUCAUUCACCUUUCGGCCACCAGAAGGAGUGAAAAGAAUCAACGAAAAGCCUGUUGUACGAUUGGUUACCCCUCCCCAUCCGUAUAAGAUCUGUAUUGUUCCCCGCAGUAAUGGAUCAUAAGCCACAACAAUCCAAAGAGAAGCGUAUUUAUUUGUAUCCGUUUGAUUCUCAUUCAUUGUCACAUCAUCUAACAUUCUGCUGAUCCUUGCUGUAGUCCAUUCAUGCUGCCCUCUAGUUUCCCCAUUUGAUUGGAGCUGUUUAGAGAAGGAAUUCAGCUCUGUGCUGAUGUUCAUUGCUUGCUUAUUAUCUCAACAGCUUGGUGUAGUGGUGAAGAGCCACAGGACUCUAAUCUGGAGAACCAGGUUUGAUUCCCCACUCCUCCACUUAAAGCUGGCUGGGUGACCUUGGGUCAGUCACAACUUCAAGCUCUCUCAGCCCCACCCACCUCACAGGGUGUUUUGUUUUGGGGGAUAAUAAUAACAUACUUUGUAAACCACUUUGAGUGGGUGUUAAUUCAUCCUGAAGGGCGGUAUAUAAAUUGAAUGUUAUUAUUAUUUAUUAUUCCUAAUAUAUGCAAUAGGGUUUGCUUAGGUGCAGAAAAUCUCAAUACAGAAUGCUUAUCAUACACAAAACUAAAAUUGGUUUAUUAUAUCUAUACACCUUUCAAAGACAAAACGUGUGCCUCUUCAGUGAAUAAACUCUGUGGUAACCUUUA